AUGACACCACACACAUUAGACCCAAAGCAGACUCUAGAAGCUCUACAGACUUUGUUAGCUGACAGUGGAAAAGAAACCACUAAGUAUGAGGUGGUGGAAAAUAAGCAAAAGGAUGAAACUUUCUUUGAAAAGUCUGAUUUAGGAAUGCAUAGCUCUUGUAGAAACCCCUACCCAUGUUGCUACCGAUCUACUUGUCUCUAUGGGCACUCUGGGCAGCUAUGCACUGUGCUGGGAAAUCGAUGGAUCUUGGCAGAGUUGGAAGGAGCCUUUGUACUAGUCUAUGUGGGCUUACAAGUACUAGGGAAUCAAAGAUACACUUGCAGAAUAUUAUGGAGAGGGGAGAAUCCCAUUCCACUAUCAGAGGUACCAGAUGGCACUAGAAUUCAUUUUGACGCUAUUACUUCUCCCAACUCGGAAAUUUUACAAGCAUUGGUCAUCUGGAUAGAGAGAAAACCUACAGUUUGUGUCGAUACAAAUGACGAGCAUUCAUAUAUGUUCAUUGAUGGGCGAGGUUUAAUUUGUGACUUAAGUUCACUGAGCACAAAUGAUAGAGAUAUCAGAGUCAAGUUUGAUGAUAAUGUAGUUAAUGUAGAAGUUUGUGAUGAUGUUAUUUUUGUGGAUGGAAAUAAGUCAAAGAUGAUGCAUUUGCACAAAGAUAAUUCUAGUCCUGUGUAUGCAACUGUGUUUAAAUUAUUACAAGGAGAUGAAGCUGGUACUCUGAAAUAUGUAUGCACGUGUCUGUGGACUGGACAAAGGCCACCCAUAAAUGCAUUGCCCAUGAAUCUUGAACAAAGAAAAACUUACAGACGAAAAUCUCAUGGCCUUUAUAUACAGUCUAAGUGUAUGUAUACACUAUAUUGUGAUGUGGAUUCUGUGCCAAGCAUCUCAAAAAAUGUAGGCAAACUAACAUUCAGUAUUGAUGGAAUCAAACAAUGGUUGCCAUUCACAAGAGACCAAUUAUAUAGUAUAGUUAAAGGCCAGAGUCCAUCUUUAACCUGCAAAGGAAAUUUAAAAGCACAUAUACUAAAACAAGAGCAUGACAGUGAAGAUGCCAAAUGGACUGUCUUGAUGAUAAAAUCUCAUUCAUCUUCAUUGUGUAUGGUGGAUAAUUCAUGUGGUCGUAUUAAUGAAAAAAGUAACCAUAAAGCUCUUCAGAUAGCAAUGGAUGAAAUUAAUGAAAAUCUGGCAAACAUAGAGGGAAACUUUAAAAAAGAAGUAGUGCACAAAAAUGUAGAAUCUAAUGAACUUAUUAAUGCCAACCAUACACAGGAUGAAAAAAUUGAGAGAGAUAAAAUUAAUAACUCCAAUAGUCAUGUGAGACCACAGCCCAAAAGCACUACCAGCCUUGCUAGUCAAGUGAAACCACUUACCAGCAAUCUUAAUAAUCAAGUGACACCACAAAUAAGUAGCACCACUAGCCUUAAUAGCAAAGUGAAACCACAGACCAGUAAUACCACCAGCCUCAAUAAUCAAGCAAGACCACAGACCAGCAGCACUACCAGCCUUGAUAAUAAAGUGAGACCACAAACCAGUAGCACCAGCAGCCUCAGUAGUCAGUGGAGAUCACAAACUGGUAGCACCAGCAGUCUUUGCAAUAAACUAAGACCACAGACCAGCAGUGCCACUAACCUCAGUAAUCAGCAGGAGUUACAAAAUUAUGUCAAACAUGGAGCACUUGCUACACAACCCACAUUGGAUUGUUUGACAUGCUCAGUGGCCGAAGUUCGAGGUGAUAUGGUUAUCUUAAGAGCUGCAGGGAAGUUCGUACUGGCCACCAAGGAAAACAUUUUCUUUAACCAGGUGAAAAUUACCAAACCCAUAGAUUUAAAAAGUGAGCUGAAGAAAUUUCAGACUGUUGGAACAGUAUUUUAUGAAGUUGAUAGGCCCAUAGAUAUCUGGGGUUAUACAGUUCAACAUGUGGCAGUUUUAGCUUGGGCAGGCAAAAAACCCCCUGACACGCAUAACAUCAUAAGAAAUUGGAACCCUCAAAACCUUUUACUCAAAAAUAAUCAUAACUCAUUGUCUCCAGGUAUACAAGGAAAUGAUUCAACAAAAGAAAAAAUAUUUGAUGCUAGCUGUUGCAUUAUUGAAAUUGUGCUGGACACUGCCAUACUUGUGGUACGUAGCAAAUAUCUAGAAGGUGGUACUAGAAAGAUGGUGAUUAAUAUCUCCAACUUGUUUAUAGAUGGAUUUCCAGUUACAAAAAAACAGCUUAAAUCCUUACCCUCAGAUAACUUGUGGCACUGUCUAGUUCAGCAAGGUUCUCUAUGUAAAGAAAGGGAUAAACAAUCCGAGUUUGUAGUAACUCUAGCUUGGCAGGGGAAAAAACCAAAUUCUUACUCCUCACAAAUAAAAGAAACCCGGCCUUGCAACUCCAGUAACACAAACAAAAUCUGUACUUUAGUGAAGCCACAGACUAAAAGCACUAGUAACUCAGUCAAGCCAGACAACAGUAUUACUGGCAACCUUACAAGUCAAAAGAAACCACAGAACACUAAUAUCUGCACCCUUACUAAUAAAGUGGGAUCACAGCCAAAUAGCAUCAGCAAACUUACAAAUAAAGUUACAUUACCAAGUAAUGACAACAAUCCCAAGGUUGCUAACCAACGAGAAUUAGAGUAUUUAACAUGCUCAUUAGUGGAAGUUGAAACAGCUGCUGUUAUACUCAGAGCAACAGGAAAAUUUAUACUGCUUCAAAAUAAAGACCUUUUUAUAAAUGAGGAGAGAGUUUCUGAUUCAAGAAAUAUUAAAAGUAUGCUGAAAAAGUUUUCAAAUAUUGGUGCAAUAAUUUAUGAGGCCAAUAUUUCCAUGGAGCUCUAUGGAUAUAAUAUCAAGCAUGUGGCAGUUGUGGGUUGGGCAGGUAAAAAACCUCUUGAUGCAGAGAAUAUUGUCAAGACUUGGAAAUCUAAACCAUUUGUGCUGUGGAAAGGUAAGACUGAAUCCCAGUCUUCAAAAAUACAUAAACAAAAUGCUCCUCACAAGGACGAAAUACUCGAAACCAGCUGUAAAAUUAUUAAAGUCAACCAAACCACUGGAAUUCUUAAAAUAUAUAGCAAGUUUUUGGAAAAUGGCAUGGGAGAAGCUGAAGUUAGUAUCUCUUCCAUGUAUAAAGAUGGACAGAGAGUUAGCAGGGAACAGCUAGGACAGCUGUCUUUAUAUUUUUGGAAUUGUAUUGUUCAGAAACGUUCCCUGUGCAAAAUGAAGAAGGGACAGCCUGAGUUUAUAGCGACUUUAGCGUGGCAAGGAAAAAAGCCAAGUUUUUAUCCAGUGUCCAAAGAUAAACACCAACAUUCCAUUAGCAAGGACAACCUUGGCAGUGGAAUGUGGCCACAAACAAAGAGUACCCACAGCCUAACUAGUCAGCUCAGGCCUCAGGCCAGUAGCCCCAGCAGCCUCAGUAGUCAAGGGAGGUCACAGACCAGCAGUGAAGUGAGACCACAGAUCAGUAGCACCAGCAGCCUCAGUAGUCAAAGAAGGCCACAAACCAAUAGCACCAGUAGCCUCUAUAGUGAAGCAAGGCCACAAACCAGUAGCACCAGCAGUCUCAGUAGUGAAACAAGACCAGUAGCUGGUAGUACUGGCAAUCUCAUUGGAGAGUCUGAGCAACAGGCUAGCACAAAGAGAAAAAGAUGCAGAAGUAGAGGUAAGAAGAAUAAACCCUUGCCUGAAAAAAAUAUUACCACUGAAAUUACUUCAUUGAGAGAAUCAAAAUCCAUUUACAAGGGGAAAAUUACAGAUCUUCAUCCACUACUUGGUCAAAUACAGACAGAAAGGGGUACCCUUUACUUCCCUCGGGACAACUGUUACCUGUAUGGGCUACGUCUGCACUGUGUGGAACUCUGGCAUGUUCUCACUAUAGGUAUAGAGGCAGAAUACGAGAUUGGGACAAGCGUCUGGGGAGUAUCUCGUGUAUGGAUUGGGGGACGGGACCAACCACCACCUGCUACCCUUAAAUCCUUGCUGACCUGUUGGUGUAAGAAAUUCAGUGUUCCUGGGGCUGCUACAAAUAUUCUACUACAGCAAGCAGACUUAUCAUCUCCGAGUUUGUUCCCAACAAUUGGAAAUGAUGAAGGCAUGGAGACUGUAGAGAUAAUACAAGACCCAAGCUAGCACGAGGAUAAGGAUAUAGGCAUGAACGGCCAGCAGUAUCUGAAAAAUGGAGCAAGUGGUAGGCCACUAAUGGAUGUGCCAAGUGUACCCAACAUUCUGCAUGUCUUGCUGUUCAGUUCCCUUCCCCGUAGCGGCUCCACUGUGGUUGCAGAACUCCUUGCCACACAUCCUAAUUCCGUCCUUUUCUUCGAGCCCCUCUCAAGCCAAAAGAAAAAUCCUUGUGCUAGAGACGGGUCAUGUGUCGCAAGCUUUUUAACACGCCUCUUUAAGUGUACAUUUGAUCAAAACUUUGAAAAUUGGCUUAAAGGAAAAGGUCUCUUUCUUAAAUAUUUUAACCCUACCACAAGGCAGUGUAUCGAGAGACCAUGGGAAGGAGGAAGUGCCUGUAGACAUAAGCUACAUUUAAAUGUUAUGUGCAAAAAUGCCAGUGUCAGAAUAGUUAAAGUGAUAAGAUCCCGAUUGCCAUGGCUGGUAAACCUCUUAAACAACACCUCUCUCAAUGUAAAGAUAAUUCAUUUGAUUCGUGAUCCUAGAGGAUCAUUAAACUCUAUGCAGAGACUAAACUGGAACAGCAAGCCCUCCUUGAGGUGUGGUAACCUUGAAGAUGACAUGCGUGAGUACAACAAAUUGCUGAAAAAGUACCCAACUAAAGUAAAGAUGAUAAAUCUAGAGAUGUUUUCUGUCGAUCCGUACAGCACAACAAGUGAUAUUCAUAAGUUUCUGUAUGGCAGUCCAGGUCUUGAAGAAAGAACCUUGCAGUACCUGAAGGAGCACACCAGAGCUCGUAAGACACUGUUCUUUGUUGAUAAUAUGGAUACCCACAAGAACAGCAGUAGGGAGUAUCAGGCAUGGCGGUGGAGGAUCACAAGCCAGUUACUGAGGGAAACUGAAGAGGAACUUGCUUGUAGCUAUGUUAUCAAUGAGCUGGGACAUGCUAUGUUUGGAUCACUCCACAAUGCCAGAAACUUAACUCUGCCGCUUGACAAAAGGCACAAACAGUAUUAAUAAGUAGCUCAGUGGCAUGUAGUUACCAAUACAGUAAUGAUAAUAUAAAACACAACCUGAAGGGGUCAUACCUAGCUACCAAAAAUUAAGAGGCUUCAGGUUUUUAUAUUAAAUGUAAGUUUUUUAAACUUUUUUUUCCUCUCAAACAUUUGAAAAAAAAUUCACAAAAUAAUGUAAUAGUCAUGCUAGUCUAAUCCUAGGACUAGAUGCCACUGAUUAAUUAGCAUGCACAUUUGCACAUGUUGAAUGCUUGUAAUAAAAUUGUUUUAAGAGUUUAUUUUAAAUAAAGUAUUGAUAAAAAUAAAAUA
Molecule: messenger RNA, 5423 nt
Organism: Cherax quadricarinatus
Lineage: Eukaryota; Metazoa; Arthropoda; Malacostraca; Decapoda; Parastacidae
Source: RefSeq, a predicted model, not a curated record